ACGGCGGUACGGACGUAUGGUCGCGCGGGCGCUUCGUGUUCUAGGAACUUUUGCCUUUGGCGUACUGGCAGACUCCUCACAACAGUGUCUACUCUCAAAGAUGGCAGAUCAAUUUGUGUUGUAUUAUCAUGUGACGGUGAAAAGCUCUCGUUGAUAAGGCGGUACGUGCGUUAACUGUCGUAGAUUUUCUUCCUGUGGAAGAACCGCGUUCCACAAAGUCGAAAAUCGGCGCGAUGGCGGACAUGAAGAGUCCACCGUUCAGUGAUAUUAAGAGGCCGGAGGAGGUGGUGGCGAUGGCGAUGAACGACAGCUUGAAAUUCGCCGUCCUGAUUGGCCUGAUCGAAGUGGGACAGGUGUCUAAUCGGGAAGUUGUCAACACGGUGCUUCAUUUGGCACUCGUGCGGUAUCGAGCUAGAGCCAAAGGCAAUGCCGCAACCUCGAGUGGCAAUUAUACUGAAGGAGCCGGCGCGCGCACACGUUGAAAAGAUACGGAAUACUUAAGCGGACAAUAAGAUGCAAGAUCCUAGAGAAAUCCCUAACCAGUGAGUCCCGGAACCAGUCGUGUCCAAACAUCGAUUGUCUGA
This is a messenger RNA of Vespula pensylvanica (western yellowjacket), 584 nucleotides long. Its product is annotated as neurobeachin-like. NCBI's taxonomy places the organism in Eukaryota, Metazoa, Arthropoda, Insecta, Hymenoptera, Vespidae. The coding region runs from base 234 to 482 and encodes 82 amino acids. The record is from RefSeq and is a predicted model, not a curated record. The transcript is spliced from 2 exons.